AUGGGUCGGCAUUGGAGUGGUGCGAUGGGUCGGCAUCACCACAAACCCGAACAUCAACCCGGAUCGCCACCCAAACCCUCGCUCUCCUCCUACCUGAGCGACGUCAAAGCCUCUCUCCAACGGGAACCUUCGGCUCAGAGCCGCCCCCAAACGCCACGCAAACCCCUCUCGUUUUCCAACUCGCCGCCUCCCUCUUCUCCUACUCCUCAAAGCACACCCCCGUCCAGAGUCGCCUAUCUGGAAGAAAUCCGACGCAACCUCUCCGAAUUCCGCAGCCGCUCCGCACCGUCACCACCAUCAUCCUCCUCCAACACUACCUCCGGCUCCGGUCCGUCCGUAUCGCUCCAAGAGCUCUACAACCGGCACGCUAUUCCCAACACCGCGGACUCUGACGGGGUAAAACCGCCCACAGGCUCCAUUUUUGGACCCAUACGCGAGAGCCUCCGCCAUCUUCGAUCAUCCUCGCCUGGAACGGAUCAACUAUCACUGUCUCGUUUCAAGGAAAGCCUCAAGCUGAGGCCCGGUGAGAAGGCAGACCAUGAAUUCCCAAUCAGCGGGGUUGGUGAUGGUCUGGCCUCUUUUACUCAGCAGAUGGCGAGCAAGAGCGGGGAAGAUGAUGAAGCUAUGAGGACCCAGUUUGUCAAGAUGUACAAUUAUUCAGAGCUCGGGGCCAAGCUGCAAAUGUUGAGACCGGAGAAGAAGAAGGGGAACUGGUUCUCCUUGCACGAGUUGAACGAGAGGCUUGCCAAGCUGAGGGAGAUUGAGAAGAAUGACAAUACGGAGAUCGUAGGCAUCCCCUUAUCGGAAUUAAGAGAUGUUGUCUCCAAGAUGGAUGGCAAGAGGAAGGGAAACGCUGUUUCAGCACAAACACUUGAUAUUCUGGGUCACAUAGGUGGGACACCGAGCUACAUGAUGCAUCCUCCAAAGGACCACUUAAUUGAGAAGGCAAGUUAUUUUCAUCCGGACAACAUGUCGUCUGCUGAGAAACUGAAGUUGGAGCUGAAGAAAGUAAGAGAUGAAUACAAAAUUUCAGAGUCGGAUUGUGGUUCUGCUCGUGUUCAGGUUGCACAGCUGAGUACAAAGAUUACACAUCUCGGAAAUGUUCUAUCAAAAAAGGACAAGCAUUCUUUGCAUGGCCUACAUUUGAUGGUAGAGAGAAGGAAGAAGCUGAUGAAGUACUUACGAAAAACGGAUUUUGAUUCGUUCUGCCUCCUCAUGUCAAGGUUCAACAUUCGUCUCGUCACGAACACCAAAAGCUUAGAUGUGCGCCAUAAGAAGAAGCUAAAGAAGAAGCAGCCUCGGAAAUAG
This is a messenger RNA of Striga hermonthica, 1308 nucleotides long. NCBI's taxonomy places the organism in Eukaryota, Viridiplantae, Streptophyta, Magnoliopsida, Lamiales, Orobanchaceae. The record is from the annotation of a GenBank genome assembly.